Messenger RNA from Telopea speciosissima, 2967 nucleotides. Its product is annotated as E3 ubiquitin-protein ligase RNF6-like. The transcript has 10 exons. Gene Ontology annotation, molecular function: zinc ion binding. NCBI's taxonomy places the organism in Eukaryota, Viridiplantae, Streptophyta, Magnoliopsida, Proteales, Proteaceae. The record is from RefSeq and is a predicted model, not a curated record. The coding region runs from base 160 to 2697 and encodes 845 amino acids.
GAAGACGUAAGAGGGUUCAAAGAACACAGGAAGGAGAUCGAUCGUCUAGUAUAAUGUAUGGCUCCAUCCGCUUUGGAUGCGACCAUCAUUAGUUCUACUUCGAGGUUUCUGGCAUUGUUAGAUCUCACCGAAGAACUAAAGGAGUAACAUUUUCAGAAUAUGGAGGAUAUGGACAUUGAUUCAGUCGUGGAUGUCCCUGACACUCCCGAUAGAUUGACUAUCCGCAAGAAUAGGAGGGGAGGUGUUGAAAAGGAAAUUACUUCAUCUGUAGCUGGUAGUUCUAAAGAUUCUGAGUUGCUGAGUAGAGGGGUUCCCAAUGGACUAUGGGGCCGUAGCAAGCCGAUCACAGGAAAUGGAAACAGCAAAAGAUUUUAUCCUCAGCGGGAAGAACUAACCAUUCGUAAUGGAAUUAAGCAAGGGAGUUCACCAAUUGUUAACUCAUUAGAUAACACUUCUGUUUUCAAGGCUCAUCUCUUCAAGGGGUUGGCACACCAUAAUCCCAGGCUGGAGUCUGAACCUUCUGCACAGCCUAAACAUUCAGUUCAUGUGCCUUCUAAUUCUUACGGUCAUGGAGGUGAUAGAGCUCGACUUGGUGCUGAUUGUUCUGGCAUUGCUGAAGUAUUAGCUCCUGAUGUUGGAAUUCAAGAUGGAAGUAAUAGAAAACUGAUUGAUUUGUCAAGCCCGAAAAUUAAUGGUAGAAAUACAAGAAGGAAGAUGGUUACAGGUAAUAUUAACCUAGAUAGAGGAAAAGGCUUGUGCACUGAAAUUCCUUCUAGACAUUCUGCUUGCAUAAAUAAGAAUGGUGUUCUGAAUUUGAUUGGACGGCAUGAGCAUACAGGAAUACCUGAAAGGGCAUGUGGCGAAUUAAAGGAUUUUAUGGCUGAAGAGGCUCGAAGAGGCUCAAUACCAGUCAAUGGUUUUUCUUCUUUACAUACUGUUGCAAAUUCUUCAAAAGCACUCAGCAAUGGCUGCAAAGGGAAAACAAAAAUAGAUGAUACAUGUACUAUUACAACUGUGGCUUCAGAUCACAUGAAAAGUUUUUAUCCGAUCAAUGAUUCUCAACCAAAUACCAGAGAGAUGAUGUUAGAAUCUGUGCAGCCUAUUAUGUCAUCUAGGAGAACAGGGCAAAAAAGGCUUGUACGCAAUGGGUGUAUCUCUCCAUUUAAUAUCACAAGGGCUAAACAAACUGCUGAGAACCAUUGUAAAAGUUCUGUGGAUGUUGAACAGGCUGAUGUUGGUGGAGUGAUCACCAAUGCGGAGGCUCCAUCAUGUCAAAUAAACAUUGUUCGCCAUGAUUCUGAAAGCAACCGGGUUGACAUAGUUAAAGGAAAAGGGGUAAUGAGAGAUUCAAAUCCAACAAAAGAGCAUGAUGUGGAAGGCAUGCAGUUGCCGAGUAGAGAUUCUCUAACUCAUAUGGAAGAGGAUAUUAUUGCAAUCAGAGAUGGCAGUGGUGGUGCUUUCAGAUGCUUUGAAGGUAUUGGUGGUUGGAGAAGCACUCGUAGUCGUUCCAAAAUGCCAUCUGCACCACCAUUUGAUGAGGUUGUGAGCCCAUCCAGAAAUGAUCAGAGACAUGUCAACAGAAUAGAAAGUGGGGAUCAUGUGGGUGUUGAAAUUACUGAUCGGUACUCUCUUCAGCAUAAUCCUAAUUUGCUUUUAGUGCAAUCAUCUUCUAGUGUUCUGUCGGAGUCAGACAGAGUUAAUGGACAACAACGUCGAGCAAACAAGCUAGUGAAAAGGCAGAAGAAACAGGGCUCAACUCGCAGUAAUAUUGGUGAAUGCUCUACUUUAACUCCUGAUGAUUCAAGCAUUGCUCAUCUCUUGUCAUCUGGGGAACCUCUCAAUGCUAGAUCCACUAGAAGAAGAAAUACUAAUCGCCAUGGCAACUCAGGUUCAGUUAUAGUGAUUGAUGAGUUUUCACCUGAAACAAGAGGUGGUAACUCUGUAGAUAUUAGUCAAUUGGUUGAUAAUGACUCAGAGACUAGGGCAAGACAAGUGGAAGCUGAUGAGAUAUUGGCUCGUCAACUACAAGAACAAUUCUUUUAUGAGUUGCCAGGAGCUGUUGGAGAGUUGGAUGCAAAUAUUGCCCGAACACUACAGCAGGAGGAGGAUGCCCAGCAUGCAUCUUAUCAUGGGAAUCUACGUGCACCACAUCCUAGAGACCCAUCAAUGUCCCAUUUGUAUAGACAACAUCCGUCUCGACCUUUCCGGAACCGUUCAGUUCGGACAACAAAUCGUGCUCAACAACCUAGGUCUACAAGAAAUGGGCGAUUGAGGACUAGCUCUCGUACUUUGUCUUCUGGGGGGAGGAGUAUUCAGUUUCCCUCAGAUGUGGAUUUUGAGACGAGAAUUGAUAUAUUGGAAGCAUUAGAAGCAGCAGUUGGCAACAGUAAUGACAUGAGACGGGCUGGUCAUGUAUUUCAACGUGAUUUCAAUGAAAAUGAUUACGAGUUACUUUUGGCCCUUGAUGAGAACAAUCACCAGCAUGUUGGUGCAUCUGCACAUCAUAUUAAUAGUUUGCCACAGUCAACUGUCCAGACUGAGAACUUCGACGAAGCUUGUGCAAUCUGCCUCGAUACCCCAAGCACUGGAGAUAUAAUUCGUCAUCUUCCUUGUUUGCACAAAUUUCAUAAAGAUUGUAUUGAUCCGUGGCUGAGGAGAAAAACAUCAUGUCCAGUUUGCAAGUCUAGCAUCACUUGAUUUGCAUCAAAAAUUGAGUUUGUUCAAGCCAUUACAUUUGUAGCAGUUUAGACAUAAAUUGCAUGCAAAUGUGUUCAUGCCUAAACAGGUGAUCAGGAAUUCCAUACCUUAAGUUGUGAAUUUAUUUGCAACAGCUGAUGGUUUGCUAUUUGUUUUAUUUUACAAUUUGAUAUUUUUAUUGUCCAUCAAGUAUCAGAGAUCUGAAAUCCAGAAUCCUUUAUUUAUAUGUUAGAAGAUUAGCUACAUGAAAUUGAAUACCUAAUAGAAGAA